AUGAGAAGGGUACGUGGAAUCGGAGACCGCCGGGGAGGCCGGAAUCCAGGUGGGACCGGAGCCAAGGCUGGCGAGAGGAAACCGGCAUCGCAGCACGCCCAGGGCCUCAAGAGUAAGCCGAGUGCUGAAUCCUGGAGAAGGCAGAAGCUGUUGCAGAUUCAUGAAGCCCUGAGCCAGGAUCCAGUAGAUGUGGAGUUUCUUCGAAUGGCUGCCCAGAGUCGAGGGGGCCUACUUAGUGACCAGGUCCGGAGGAAGGUCUGGCCCCGGCUUCUGGGCCUUAGCCCCUAUGACCUGCCACCCCAUCCAGGCCGAAGCCCCCUCCAGGACCACAGAGACUAUCACCAGGUGCAAAUGGAUGUGGAGCGCUCCCUGGCCCACUUUCCCCGGGGGAUGCGCCCAGAGCAGCGGGCAGUGCUGCAGGAACAGCUGGUGGCUGUGAUCCUGGCUGUCCUGAGCGCCCGGCCAGAGCUGCACUAUUACCAGGGCUACCAUGAAGUGGCACUGGCUCUGCUGCUGGUGCUGGGGCCCCGUAAAGCGGCGGCCCUGCUGGACCAACUCUCCAUGCACCACCUCAGGGACUUCAUGGACCCCACAAUGGAUAACACUUGGCACAUCCUGAACUACCUGCUGCCUCUACUGGCCCGGGAGAGUCCUCAGUUACACAGCUUCAUGGAGAGGGCCGAGGUGGGUACAGUAUUUGCCUUAAGCUGGCUGCUGACCUGGUUUGGCCAUGUGCUACCUGAGCCCACCCACGUGCUGCGCCUCAUGGACUUCUUCCUAGCUUCACAUCCGCUCAUGCCUGUCUACGUGGCCGCUGCGGUAGUUCUGCACCGAGAGCCAGAGGUCCUAGCAGGGCCCUGUGACAUGCCGAGCCUACACCAGCUGCUAUCUCGCCUGCCUCAGCCCCUGCCCACUGAGUCCCUCCUGGCCCAGGCCCUGAACCUCUUUACCCAACACCCUCAUUCCCAACUGGCCCAGGAGGUUGCCAUGAGGACCCAUAGCAGCUUAUCCAUUGAGGGCUCCUUCACAGCUCUACAAGUGGCCUCAGCACACCAGCGGCCUGACUGGGUCCUACAGAAGCAGCGGCAGCAGACAGGGUGCCAGAAGCCUUUAGGGAGUAAAGGUGGGCCCAGUCCCCUGCUGAAAGCAGCCGUAUGGGGUCUCUCAGCGACGUUAGGGGCAGCAGCCCUGGCUGUAACACAGACUGCACUGGGCUGGAGCCCUGAACUUCUAUGGAAGAUCUUCUAGAUAGACACAUGAACCAUUGUGACCUCAGUUGGCUCCCAACCAGUGGACUGGCCAUCGCUGGACUGAGCACAGCCCAUAUGUAGCCAUGACUGGAUUGACCAUUUAUAAUAGCAUUGGUAACAGUGGCCAGUUGGACAGAGGACCUGAAGACAUGGCCAGGAAAGGAAGGUCAGACAUUCCCUGCUCCCACCUCCCAUCUCCUACUCCCCAGAGGGAUAGAGGCAUUGGAGAGAGUUCCUCUGAGGACACAGCGCUAGGGGACUGGGGGCAGAAUAGAGGAACCUAUCUGGGCCAGUCUCCUGCCUUCUCCAAGGCAAAGGUGAGCCAUCCUGGUUUUGUACUUGGACCAAUAAAUUCAGAACGCUUGGCUCCCCGGCUCCUGGGGAGUAAGUAUAUCCUCAUCUCUAUCACUAGGCCAAGCCAACACAGACAGGCUAGGGAGGAGGGGGGAGUUUAUCAGGAAACUGUGUGCCUCCUCCAGCUCCUGGAAGCCUGCUCUGCUGCUGCCUCCACAUGGUUGGUUCAGGGAGAACAGCCAGGCACAGGAAUCAUUGGACCUAACUUUUCUACCCCUCCGUGAGGCCUGGUAAUUGAGAUGAAAUGAUCACAGACAGAAAGAAAGAUAGUCACACAGACAAACUGAGGAAAAAAGAGACUAAAAGAGGUCUGACAAACUGAGGUGCAAGUGGACAGAUUCAGAGAGAGAGAGAGAAAGAAAGAGAGAGACUCAGAGAAUAAAACAGCAUCCUAGCAAGUAUGUGGCCAAAAAGAAAAAGAAUGGACCCAGAGAUAAAGGCAAAUAUAAGGGGAGGGAGAGACAGAGA
Messenger RNA from Gracilinanus agilis (Agile Gracile Mouse Opossum), 2072 nucleotides. Its product is annotated as TBC1 domain family member 20-like. Gene Ontology annotation, cellular component: endoplasmic reticulum membrane. The transcript is spliced from 8 exons. The record is from RefSeq and is a predicted model, not a curated record. Gene Ontology annotation, molecular function: GTPase activator activity. Gene Ontology annotation, biological process: positive regulation of GTPase activity; endoplasmic reticulum to Golgi vesicle-mediated transport. NCBI's taxonomy places the organism in Eukaryota, Metazoa, Chordata, Mammalia, Didelphimorphia, Didelphidae. The coding region runs from base 1 to 1248 and encodes 415 amino acids.